AAUUCAGAGCGAUACAGAGCAAGAUGGCUCUUGUGGCAGGAACAGCUGUUCUAUGCUGAAAAGCCUCGUACGUCAAGUAAAUAAUAAAUUAAAUACAAUACGGCAGCAGAGUCCGAUGUUUCGUAUUAAUUGUGGCUUACCACUAAGCAAGUAACUUGUGCGUUAAUUGCCGAGAUUUAUUGAUGCCAGUAUAAUGUGAGAACAAUUUGUGACAUUGACGUUUCAUCUAACAGGUGAUAAUAAUUCAACAUAAUUUUGCAGAAACGUGUAAUUUUUACAUAAAAUGCUGCGGAAUCUGCUCUAGCCGCUGUAAGUCUCGACAGGAGUUACAUGCAGCAAUAAAUAAUCGCGGUUAAGCAUGGAUGUGGUGACUACUAGUUUAGAAGCUCUCAUACAGAGAGCUACAAAUCCACAAAAUCAGAAGCCAGAUGUAGCAGCUAUUGAAGCAUUCUGUGUGAUGCUCACCAAAGAAUCUGAAGGUGUACAGAUAGGUACCAAGUUGCUGGCGACGCACAUCCAAUCGCUUAACGAAUCGGAAGCGCUACAGGCUCUUUCGCUAUUAGAUACUUGUAUGAAGAGAUGUGGUCCAUUAUUUCACGCUGAAAUUGGUAAAUUCCGCUUCCUGAAUGAGAUGAUAAAACUAGUCUCGCCUAAAUAUUUAGGUGGUCGCACAACAGCUAGUGUACGACAAAAAGUCCUCCAACUUCUUUAUGCAUGGAUUAGAGAAUAUCCUCGCGAAACAAAAAUUAAGGAGGCCUACGAAAUGCUGAAGAAGCAAGGAGUCAUUGAGGAAGAUGCAGCAUUCAUAAUGGCUACCAAUGAGGAGAGUCAAAAGUCAUCCACGAUCAAGAAUAAUAUAUUCGAAAAUGAAGAAAUGUCAAGGCAUUUGCGCAAGUUACUUCAUAGCAAAGAUCCUUAUGAUCUGCAAACUGCAAAUCGACUGAUCAAAGUUAUGGUGAAGGAGGAUGAAGAAAGACUGCAAUUGAGUUCGCGAAGAAAUAUGGAAUUGGAAUCGGUGCACAACAACGUGAAGCUACUAUCAGAAAUGCUAGAUUCAUACAAUCAGACUGAAACUAGUGCAGAGGAUCUCGAAUUGAUGAAGGAGAUACAUCAAGCCUGCGAGCGACUAAAACCUCUUUUAUUGAGACUCGCCAGCGAGACUCAGGGCAAUGUUGAAAUGCUCGGUGAUGUGUUGGCUGCGAGCGACGAAUUAAACCAAGUCGUCGAUAAGUACACGUCCAUUAUUGUCCUUGGACAGUCUCCCAAGUCUCCUGCAACUGAAUCCUCGAAAACAUGUAACAAUGGCCCGUCCUUAUUGGAUCUGUCGUCCCCUGACAGUGUGCCCUUUGAUAAUACGUUAAACACGACGCAGAGCACAACAUCGACUGACCAUCGCUCCGAUAUGGAUGUACUAGGAGACAUCUUCAGUGUACUCGAGAAGCCAGUCAAGUCGGACACGAGUCUCUUGAUGCCGAACACUAUUAUGCAACCAAUUAAUAUCUCGCCCGUGAAUAAGAAAAACGAAAUUACCAAUGUUGGCGAAGAAAAGAUAGAUAGUAAAGCAAAGGCGCUGGAAGAACUAAACGAAUUGGGAGAAACUUUACUUAAACAAAGCUUAUCAGGCACGAUGUCGACUGCAUCAUCACAAGGCAAAGCAAAUAAUAGUAUGACAAAAACUCAAGGCACCGGUGAUUCUGCUUGGAAACAAAAGUGGUCGCAUGAUAGUAAUAACAUAGCACAACACAUCGCCAACACAGAACAGUCAGAUGCAAAAAAAUGUGAAACAAAUAGUAAUUCUGACACCUCGUCAUCCUCGAAUUCAUUGAAAAUGAAUACAGUCGCCAAUUUGCUGGUUUGCAACAAAAGUAUUAAUUCAGAAACUACAGACACAAGAAUACAGCAGCAGGAAGUGAUGCAGUCACAUAAUAAUGCAUCGAAGAUAGCAGAUGUUGAGCCUGAAAUCAAACCACUGACCGAUAUCACCAUUAAACUCGAAGAUAUUAAACCAGGCAUAAAUCCACCUCUAACAGUAAUCGAGGAAAGAAAUGGUAUCACUGUGGUGCUCCAUUUUGCUCAGGAUAGCCCUAGGCCGGAUGUAUCCGUAGUAGUAAUCACUACAAUGAGCAAAAACGCAAAACCACUUAGUAAUUAUUUAUUUCAAGCAGUUGUACCCAAGAAUUGCAAGUGCAGAUUGCAGGCACCGUCUGGAACAAAGUUACCAGCACAUAAUCCGUUUCUCCCACCAUCUGCAAUCACGCAAAUUAUGCUGAUUGCCAAUCCUCUCAAGGGACCCGUGUCUUUGAAAUUUAUGUUAAGCUACACAAUGGACGACGAAACGUUUACAGAGAUGAGUGAAGUGGACAGACUACCUCAUCUAUGAGGCCCAGUACACUCCUGCUGUGACCUCGAUGUAAUAUUAUAUCCAUACUCGUCAUCGUGUACUCAGCAGGCCAAAACUAAUAUAGGAAUAUUCCAAUUAUUGCGACCCAGUUAUUUGAGAAUACGUGCAUUGAUAAAAUUGUUGGACAUGCUUUACACUACUUUAAAUUCAGUAUGCAUAACAAUCUGAAAUUCAUCUGAUCCGAGGAAUAUCUUAGUUGUAAAUUCUGCAUGGAUUAUUCUCAGUGAAUGGAAGGAAAAAAAAUGUGAAAGACAAGAGAUAUAUUAAACAUCUCAUGUAAAAGAAAACAUGUUGUAGGAAACAGUUUAAUAUGUCAAAACUAUCAUAAGUAGAAACGAUGAAAUGAGUCUCGAUUGUGAGUGAUAUGUAAAUUCUAAGUGAUGAUGUUGUUUUUAUUAAUUUACUAUAGUUUUAUUCAGUUAUAACUAUGAUUUUUAAAGAUCGCAUCCAUUAAUGAUUCAGAUCAAAUUCACUAUCUUAUUUAUACGAACAAUGCAAGUACGAUUAAAGUCACGAUUAAAAUGCGAUUAGAACAUCACUUUGUGAAAUUUAUUAUAUCAAAAUAGUUAUAUUCAGAAUAUGAUACAGUACUUAAUCGUGCAUAAGAUCAUCUUAUGUAUUUGUAUUCACAUAAUUAGUAACAGUAUAAUAAAUAUCAUAAAG
This is a messenger RNA of Ooceraea biroi (clonal raider ant), 3064 nucleotides long. RefSeq names its product ADP-ribosylation factor-binding protein Gga (gene Gga). Gene Ontology annotation, biological process: protein localization to cell surface; intracellular protein transport; Golgi to plasma membrane transport. Gene Ontology annotation, cellular component: trans-Golgi network. The record is from RefSeq and is a predicted model, not a curated record. NCBI's taxonomy places the organism in Eukaryota, Metazoa, Arthropoda, Insecta, Hymenoptera, Formicidae. Gene Ontology annotation, molecular function: ubiquitin binding; small GTPase binding; phosphatidylinositol binding.